CUAACCAAGUGUGAAAUAUUUUGUUUUGUUUGUCUGCCGUGUGGUGUAUAUAAAUAGCCGGGUAUUUGUGAUGAACGCCAGAAAGUUAUCGCAAUUUCGUUCGCAUUCACAGCAAGAGAAACAAAAUAACGAUAAGUCAAAGAAGAAUAAUAACAAGAAUCGCAAGAAUUGUUUAAUUAAUUGCAAAUCCAGUGAUAAUAAUACUGACAACUCGUCCACCACUUCAGCCAAACCCAGCAAAUUGUACGAGAAGUACAUUCAAUUCAAAUUGUGCUCAAAGUAAUUGAAGUUUACAAACUGUAAUCAAACUCAAUUGACUAAUUUUAUAUCACAAUCGUAAUAACAAAUUAAUAAUUUGGACUGAACUGUUCUCGGCCUUUUUAAAAUUAAAAUAUAAAUAUUUAAUCACUAUGAAAAUCACAAUGAAUCUAAACAUUUUGUGCUUGGUGACUGUCACGCUGAUGAUUGUGAGCUCAACCAAUGCCACAAAACAGUCUAAUGGUAUUGAAUGUGACCCGAAAACAAUGGACGAAACGACCAGGUGGCUAUUCUUUCUCAAUGACCCCCUACGCAAUAUACCUGAGACGGAAACCGAGCGAUCUCAAUUUUGUCUCGAGAAGAAUCAAAAAGAGCAUUACGUGAAGCAAUACGCCAAGCGGUGCCUAAAGGCGUUCCCCUAUCAGGUGACCACGUUGUUGAUGUACGGCGUGAUCCGUAAAAACAAGUACUACUGUAACUUUAAUCGGGGUAAAAAGGACAUCGUCUCGAUGGCCAAGUGUCUGAACGCUAUUAAACCCCAGGCCACUCAAUGUAUGAACAAGCUCAUCGACGAGGCUAUGGUCACUGUUAACGCACCCACCAAGCUUAAAAUUGGGCUCAUUUGCUGCAAUUAUUACAAGUUUGAAGAGUGUGUAUCGCACGAGGCAUCGGAAAGCACCUCGCCAGAUUGUCGGGAAAACAGCGUGGUACUUAUCGAUGAGCUCCUGGAAGGCUACACCGGGCAAAUGAUAGGUCAUAUUUGUACCCAGUACCGUCGGGACACUGAUCAAUGUCAAAAGAUCCUACGGGUACCCAAAACAUGGACCCGGGACAUCACCAAUCAAACACGAUACAAAUCAAUUUUGCCCCCGUUCAUUGACAUUCUGGAAAGCAUACCUGCCCGCCGAUAA
Messenger RNA from Medioppia subpectinata, 1169 nucleotides. NCBI's taxonomy places the organism in Eukaryota, Metazoa, Arthropoda, Arachnida, Sarcoptiformes, Oppiidae. The record is from the annotation of a GenBank genome assembly.